Micromonas pusilla CCMP1545 is the source of this 3115-nucleotide messenger RNA. RefSeq lists its product as uncharacterized. Gene Ontology annotation, cellular component: endoplasmic reticulum; membrane. The record is from RefSeq and is a predicted model, not a curated record. Bases 25 to 1980 code for a protein of 651 amino acids. Gene Ontology annotation, molecular function: long-chain fatty acid-CoA ligase activity. Lineage: Eukaryota; Viridiplantae; Chlorophyta; Mamiellophyceae; Mamiellales; Mamiellaceae. The transcript has 3 exons.
CGCCUCACACACGCACCGUUCAACAUGCCCCGCGAUGUCAAGCCCACGGCGAUCGCCGAUAUCAAGCUCGCGGAGAGCGGCGUCGCCGCGCGCGAGCCGGAGACGAUCAUGACGGUCUUCAAGAAGUGCGCCGAUCACAAGCUCGCCAACACGAAGGCGCUCAUCGGCUGCGACGGCAAGACGUGGACCUGGAAGCAGUUCUACGACGACACGCGCGCGGCCGCCAAGUCGUUCAUCGCCCUCGGCCUCGGCCGCUUCGAGUCCGUCAGCAUCCUCGGGUUCAACGCCCCGGAGUGGCACCUCUCGAACAUGGCCGCGAUCGCCGCGGGCGGGUUCGCCGCGGGGAUCUACACCACGAACGAGCCGCCCGCGUGCAAGUACAUCGUCGAUCACUGCAAGGCGAGGGUCAUCGUCGUUGAGGGCCAGAAGCAGCUCGACAAGAUCCUCGCGAUCCGCGGCUCUCUCCCGAAGCUCGCCGCGAUCGUCGUCUACGGCGGCGACUUCGACAAGUCCGCGAACGACGGCGUCGGCGCGGGGCAAGCGAAGGUGUACUCGUGGAACGACUUCAUGGCGCUCGGCGCGGGCGUCGCCGAGGCGGAUCUCGACGCGCGCGUCGCCGACCAGAAACCCGGGCACUGCUGCACGCUCAUCUACACGUCCGGGACCACGGGCAACCCGAAGGCGGUGAUGAUCUCGCACGACAACGUGACGUUCACGACGCGCGCGAACAUCGAGCACCACCCGGACUUCGUCUCCGGCCCGCUCCGCGUCGUGUCGUACCUCCCGCUUUCGCACAUCGCCGCGCAGAUCGUGGACAUUCACUCGCCGAUGGCGUACCUCGCCGAUCACGGGCUCCCGUCCGAGAUUCACUUCGCCGCGCCUGACGCGAUGAAGGGGUCGCUGAAGGGGACGCUCAUGAAGGCGAAGCCGACGGUGUUCUUCGCCGUGCCGCGCGUGUGGGAGAAGUUCGCGGAGGCGAUUCAGGCGAAGGGCCGCGAGAUCAAAGGCCUCAAGAAGAAGAUCUCCGCGUGGGGCAAAGGAACGCUCGGCAAGGCGCACGCGGCGGCGCAGGUGAACUCCAAGGGCUCCGCGCCGUUCUUCACGUUCCUCGCGCGGAAGCUCGUGUCCGCCAAGGCCAAAGCCGCGAUCGGCCUCGAGGAAGCGCGCCUCUGCCUCUCCGGCGCCGCGCCCAUCACCAAGGACACGCUCGACUACUUCGGCUCCCUCGGCGUGCACAUCAUGGAGGUGUACGGCAUGUCCGAGAACACCGGCCCGCAGACGUGCGGUCAGAACGCGCACUUCCUCGCGGGCACCUGCGGUCGCACCCUCCCUGGCGUGGAGAUCAACAUCGAGCACGACCCCAAGCGCGAUAAGCCGAACGAAGGCGAGGUGUGCUUCCGCGGCCGGCACGUCAUGAUGGGCUACAUGCACGACGCGGAGAAGACGUCGGGAGCCGUCGACGAGGACGGCUGGCUGCACUCGGGCGACGUCGGGAAAGUAGACCCGGCCACCGGGCUGCUGUCCAUCACCGGCCGGAUCAAGGAGCUCAUCAUCACCGCGGGGGGCGAGAACAUCGCGCCCGUGCCGAUCGAGGACAGGCUCAAGUCGCUUCUUCCGUGCAUCAGCAACGUGAUGAUGGUGGGCGAUAAGCGGAAGUACAACACGCUUCUCGUGACGCUUCGACAGAAGCCGGACGACGAGAACGGCUUCGUGGACGAGCUGUUCGGGACGUCGAAGGACGUGAGCAAGGCGUCGACGACGGUGACGGAGGCGAAGAAGGAUCCGAAGUGGACGGCGUACAUCGAGGGCGGGAUCAAGACGUACAACAAGGAGGCUGUCUCGAACGCGCAGAAGAUUCAGAAGUUUACGAUUUUGGACGUCGACUUCUCCGUCGACGGCGGCGAGCUCACAAGCACGCAGAAACUCAAGAGGAACGUCGUCGUGGAGAAGUACAGCGGCGUCAUCGAGAAGAUGUACUGAGACUGAGUAAUACGGCGGAAUGGAAGGCGGCGCGCGACGGACGGCGAGUGCUAACGACGAAGGACGGAAGUAGUACGCGCCGAAGGCGGAUCCGACGGGUGACCAAGGAAGGAGUAACGCGGAACGACGACGGAUCUGACGACGGACGAGCGAGGCUUUGUUUUGUACAGACCACUCUCGAAUCGCUCUACAGUAUCAUAUCGUUUUUCUCUCGUUCGUUUCGUCUUCUCUCUCAUCUCGCUUCAUCACGCUUGGCUCGAGAAGACGCUCUUGUUCACGAGCAUCCCCGCCAGCAUCGCGACGAUCCACGUCGCGAUCGCCGCGUUCGGCGUCGCCGCCAGCGCUACGAUCGCCGGCCCGGGGCACACGCCCCCGAGCCCCCACCCAGCCCCGAACAGCGCCCCGCCCGUCAUCAACUUCGCGUCGAUCGUCUUACCGCUCGGCACGUCGAACCCCUCCGCGCACGCCGGCGAAUCGCGGAGCUUUCGAACGAGGUAAAACCCCGGGACGCACAGCGCGAGCGCGCCGCACAUGACGAGCAUCAGCGACGGAUCGAACGACGCCGCCGUCGCGGAGAGAAACCCGCUCACCUUGGUCGGUCGCGUCAUCCCGCUGACGAGGAGCCCCGCGCCGAAGACGUAUCCGACGGCGCCGUCCGCGAUGACGCCGAUCGUUGUCCCGCCUCCGCGGACUCCGCCUUUCGCUGUCGCCGCCGACGCGAGCGCGGCGAACGCGGCGACGGCGACGCCGGCGAACGCGAUCCAGCCGCGCGCCGCCGCGAAAGCCGGAUACGCCGGAUUCGCAAUCGCGGAGACGUUCGAGACGACGCCCAGCGCCGCGUUCGUGUCGAAGAGCGUCGCGGCGAGGAACCCGGUGAACAUGAAGACGCACGUGUUCGCCAUGCUUCGCGGGGAGAGGCGCGCGUUGCCGCAGAUGCCGUGCCCGGACGUGCAGCCGUUGCCCAUGGCGGCGCCGAGGCCGACGAGGAAGCCCGCGGCGGCGGCGCGCGCGAUCGGCACCAUCGGCUCCGGCGACGGCGCGACGCCGCCCAUCAGGCCGAACGCCGCGGCGCACCCCGCGGCGAGGAGGCCGGCGACGAACGCGACGUCGCCGGCGGGCGUCGUCGUCGUCGUCG